AUGGCUGCCCGCCAAAGCUCUUCCAGCUCAUCGACCUCAGCCAUCGCCUACAAGGCAUUGCGCCGUCGACAAGCUCCUCUGCCCACCAAUGAAGCGCCUCCGGCAUGGUCGGCCCAGGCCGCCGUGUCCAAUAUUCUCUACGAGACCCCGUCGCCAUCCAUGGCCCCUCCGAAGCGCCACAUCCUGAACUGUCUCGUGCAGAACGAACCCGGUGUCCUCUCCCGCGUGUCCGGUAUCCUGGCAGCCCGCGGCUUCAACAUUGACUCCCUGGUUGUCUGCAGCACUGAGGUCGCCGACCUGUCUCGCAUGACCAUUGUGCUGACGGGCCAAGACGGCGUCGUCGAGCAGGCGAGACGCCAGCUGGAGGAUCUGGUUCCCGUCUGGGCCGUGCUCGACUACACCAGCGCCGCGCUUGUGCAGAGGGAGCUGCUCCUCGCCAAGAUCAACAUCCUCGGCCCUGAGUACUUCCAAGAGCUGUGGGCUCACCACCGCGAGAUCACCGCCGAGGCUGAGGACGAAGGCUCCUCUUCUGUCUCUGACCACGCACCUUCGCUGGGCGAAACAUCGGAGGACUUCCAUCCUAGUCGGCUAGCACCCAGCGAGGCUUUGCGUUUGAAGCAUGAGCAUCUGAAGAGCAUCACAUACUUUGCGCAUCAGUUCGGAGGCAAGGUGCUGGAUAUCAGCAAUAGCAGUUGUAUUGUCGAAAUUUCCGCCAAGCCAAAUCGAAUCGACUCCUUCCUGAAGUUGAUCGGCCCAUUCGGCAUUCUCGAGUCUGCCCGGACUGGAUUGAUGGCCAUGCCGCGUUCACCUCUCUACGGACCCAAGGACGACAACAGUAUCAAGGAGGCUGAUGACGUUGUUGACGCUAGCCAGCUGCCACCUGGAUAG
Molecule: messenger RNA, 888 nt
Organism: Diaporthe amygdali
Lineage: Eukaryota; Fungi; Ascomycota; Sordariomycetes; Diaporthales; Diaporthaceae
Product: acetolactate synthase
Exons: 2
Coding region: 1-888 (295 amino acids)
Biological process (GO): branched-chain amino acid biosynthetic process
Cellular component (GO): mitochondrial nucleoid; acetolactate synthase complex
Molecular function (GO): acetolactate synthase regulator activity
Source: RefSeq, a predicted model, not a curated record